Messenger RNA from Onychostoma macrolepis, 2304 nucleotides. RefSeq names its product macrophage mannose receptor 1-like. Bases 1 to 2304 code for a protein of 767 amino acids. The transcript is spliced from 10 exons. NCBI's taxonomy places the organism in Eukaryota, Metazoa, Chordata, Actinopteri, Cypriniformes, Cyprinidae. The record is from RefSeq and is a predicted model, not a curated record.
AUGCACGGGAGUCUGUUUGUGCUGCUUGUGUUGUCAGGGCUCUUCUGGAGCAGUUCUGCUCUUUCUCGUCAGUACCACUAUAUAAAUGCGAGCAUGUCGUGGCCAGAGGCUCAGAGUUUCUGCAGAGAGAGAUUCACCGAUCUGGCUACUGUAGACAGCAUUGCUGAUGUGAACAGGCUGGUAAAUAUAGUGGAUGCUGGAUACAAUGGAUCAGUGUGGAUUGGACUGAAGAAGGGGACACAGAAACGCUGGGGUUGGUCUAACGGAGAUGCAAUCGGACAGUUCAAUAACUGGUUCAACGGUGAACCACAGAGUUCAAGCGACUGUGGUAUAAUUGAAGUAGAUUCAUGGAGGAGUUUUGUAUGCUCAUAUUCCACUCGCUUUUCAUGUUACAAUAAAAGCACUGGAUACCUCAGGAUAGAUUUGUCGAAAAAUUGGACUGAUGCUCAGAACUACUGCAGAAUGUAUCACACAGAUCUGUCCACCAUGCACAACAGAGAGGAUUCAUCUCGUGUACAUAAACUUAUUACAUAUCCACAGCUCAUGUGGGUUGGUCUGUUCCAGGACUCUUGGGAAUGGUCUGACAACUGUAGCCGCUUCUUCAGAUACUGGGCAGCAGGUCAACCAUCCCAGAGUUCAGGAUCUGGUGACUGUGUUGGUAUGUCAAGAAAUAAUUCUGGGAAAUGGGCUCAACACAGAUGUGAUCUACGGCAGCCUUUUGUCUGCCAUGGAGGUGAACUAUUGCCUUAUAUAUACCACUAUAUAAAUGCGAGCAUGUCGUGGCCAGAGGCUCAGAGUUUCUGCAGAGAGAGAUUCACCGAUCUGGCUACUGUAGACAGCAUUGCUGAUGUGAACAGGCUGGUAAAUAUAGUGGAUGCUGGAUACAAUGGAUCAGUGUGGAUUGGACUGAAGAAGGGGACACAGAAACGCUGGGGUUGGUCUAAUGGAGAUGCAAUCGGACAGUACAGUAACUGGCUCAGCGGUGAACCACUGAGUGCAAACGACUGUGCUUUGAUUGGAGUAAAUACAUGGAGGACUGCUGGAUGCACAUAUUCCACUCGCUUUUCAUGUUACAAUGAAAGCACUGGACACCUCAGGAUAGAUUUGUGGAAGAAUUGGACUGAUGCUCAGAACUACUGCAGAAUGCAUCACACAGAUCUGUCCACCUUGCUCAACAAAUCGGAUUCGUCUCGGGUACAUAAACUUGUUAUAGUUCCAGAGGUUAUGUGGGUUGGUCUGUUCCAGGACUCUUGGGAAUGGUCUGACAACUGUAGCCGCUUCUUCAGAUACUGGGCAGCAGGUCAACCAUACCAGAGUUCAGGAUCUGGUGACUGUGUUGGCAUGUCAAGAAAUAAUUCUGGGAAAUGGGCUCAACACAGAUGUGAUCUACGGCAGCCUUUUGUCUGCCAUGGAGAUGAAAAAAAGUUUGCUAGAAAACAGACUGUCAAACUGAAAUUGUCCUGUAAUGGAAAAUGCGCAUUGAAUGAUCAUUCAGUACAGACGGCCAUUCUGAAAGAGAUAAGUGAAAAGCUGAAGAGCAUGGGGCUGGGAAAUGACAGCAAAAUAAGCUGGAGAAGGGUUGAAGGUGAAGAGGUGUUUCAUGAAGAGAUCAACCAACGAAACAGCCAAAUGAGGACUCAGCGGAGAAUGGGCUCACACCAUCCACCAGCCUCUAACGUCAGCAGCCCCCUCUACCAACGCAUCCUCCAGUUCCAGGCCCUGAGCUCCCUCCGUCAGCAGGGCACUGAGGUGAGGAAGUUUGCCCUGAGGUUCUGUGGUGCAGCAGAGAGUUUGGGGUACAAUGAUGCGGCCCUCAAGGACCUUUUCAAUAGUGCCCUUGAGGAGCCCCUCAAAUGGUGGAGGAUGAGGGGGCUGGACCACCUGACGUUUGGGGAAUUUGUGGAGUUCCUGGCACGUUCCCCAGCUAGGGUAGCUGGAGUGCCUCAGGCAGUGCUCGCCGAAGCUGCAGCACCUCCAGUGGUGGCCGACAAAGCUGCAGAAGCUGCAGGGCCCCCAGCGGCAAUCAAAAGGGUGUCAGAGGCCUCGUCUGCCGCACCCAAUACCUCCAGCCCGCUUCCAGAGCGUCCCGGGCUGAUACGAAGCGUGCAGGAACCCCCACUGAUGUCAAUGCGAGCGGCGUGGUCUGCUCGCGCUCCCGAGGCGGCGGUACCCGCUCACGUUCCUCCCGAGGCUGCGCUCAGUGUACGCACUUUGGAGUGCAUGGACUUCGAAGGCCACACCUCCGAAGUGCACGAAGGACCCUUGGAAGUGCUUGAGACGCUCCGCUUUUGCAGGAUUUCCUAA